AUUUUAAAGAACAACUCUAAUUUUGUCAACUUUUCAUUAUCUGCGAUUAGCCGUUAUUUCAGGUAUAACUUGGUCAAUACAAUUCUUCCCUUUAUCCAAAUAUAGCAGACUAAAUAAUAAAGGUCAUAAGCUCUGUUUUUUUUUCCCCCUUCUUCUGCUUCCAUUUCAAUCUUCAUGUAACCUUUUUAGAUAAUUUCUUCCUCUUUUAUAGAUUCCUGUUGAUUUCUCUGUUUGCUCCGUGAUCGCUUAUUGCAAUCACAAUAAUGUCUAACCGUUCCUUCAAGAGUUUCGUAGAAAAAGAACUUGGAACCUACCCACAUUUUCUAAUCUACGCUCUUCUUGAAUGGAUCCUCAUCAUUAUCCUCUUCAUCGAUGGCUUCCUAGCUUUCUUCUCCAACCAAAUGGCUAAGUUCUUCGAUCUCAAAAUCCCUUGUCUUCUCUGCACUAGGCUCGACCAUGUUCUCGUCAGAACAAACCCUGAUUUCUAUUACAACGACUCGAUAUGCGAUGCUCACAAGAAGAAUGUCUCAUCUCUCGCUUACUGUCAUGUUCACAAGAAACUCUCUGAGAUCAAACGAAUGUGUGAAGGUUGUCUUCUCUCUUUCGCCACCGAGAAAGAAUCAGAUGUUGAUACUUACAAGUCUCUUAUUGGAAUCUUACAUAAGGAUCUUGAGCUUCUUAUCGAUGAUGAACGUGAGCUUCAACUGGCGUUUCCAGUUACGGGUUCUAAGAGAGAGGAUAACUUUUAUCAGAUUGAUUACAGAACUAACAAUGGCAACGACAGGUUCCAGCAACAGCAACGUUGUUCUUGUUGUGGGGAGCUAUUGAAGGUGAAAUCUGAUAAACCAAAGACUAGUAACCAAUCUUUCUUUGGUGCUCCUAGUCCUUCUCCUAGAGUUUCAUUCAAUCAAAGAACCUUGGAUGUGUCCAACAUCAAAUACACGGAGUUGACCGAGGAUGAAUAUGCUCUUAACACGAAAGGAGCAUUGGUGGAUUCAGUCGAUGAUAGAACUCCAAGUUUUGUAAAAGGAGGCAAUAAAUUCUUUGGCAUUCCACUUUCUGAUUCGGUGCAGAAUAGUCCACGAUGGUCUGUUCGAUCAAUGAAGAAAUCACUGACUGAUCAGAAUGGUUCGGAGAACGAAGUGUUGGAUGGAGAUUCGAUACUUCAUCAUCUAAAUAGACAGGUUAGAUUGGAUCGCAAGUCAUUGAUGGAUUUGUAUAUGGAGUUAGACGAAGAGAGGAGUGCUUCAGCUGUUGCAGCAAACAACGCAAUGGCUAUGAUCACGAGACUGCAAGCCGAGAAAGCUGCGGUUCAGAUGGAGGCAUUGCAGUAUCAGAGAAUGAUGGAUGAGCAAGCGGAAUAUGAUCAAGAAGCUUUGCAGUCUAUGAAUGGUUUGCUGGUUAAGAGAGAAGAGGAAAUGAAAGAGCUUGAAGCUGAAAUCGAAGCUUAUAGAUUGAGAUAUGGAUUGUUGGGAGAAGAAGACGAAGAAAGAGGAGAAGCAGCAGAAGAGUUUCUUGAUGAAGAAAAAGAUGAAACUAAACCGGUCUCAGAUUUGCCUGUUUGUUCUUCAAAUCAUGAAGAUGAUUUGGAACAGAUGAAAGAUUCAGUUGAGGAGUCUAUAACUACCAAUGGUGUGAUCAUAGAGGAAGAAAAUGCAAAUGCAAGCAGAAAAGAUAUGUUAGUGAAGGAGAUAUCAGAGAUUACAGAGAGACUAAAUGCAAUUGAAUCAAAAGGUGAACUGUUGCAGCAAAUUUCAGAUGUUUUAGAUGUUAGUGAAGGAGAAGCAAUUCUAUUACAGAUAUCUCAGAAUCUGCAUAUGCUUCGUAGUUUCAUCGAAAUGCCAUCAGAAUCAUGAUUCUGAUUUACUUACUUUCUUCUGUCAUUCAGAAGAAAUCAAAACAACAUCCUUGUAUCAAAAUCUGUAUGUAAUUGAUACUGAAGUUUUUUAUAACAGAACAAGCAAAAAGCAGUUUUUUGCUGCCUUGUCUUGUCUCUUACUUCA
Molecule: messenger RNA, 2003 nt
Organism: Camelina sativa (false flax)
Lineage: Eukaryota; Viridiplantae; Streptophyta; Magnoliopsida; Brassicales; Brassicaceae
Product: putative myosin-binding protein 5
Molecular function (GO): myosin binding
Source: RefSeq, a predicted model, not a curated record